This is a messenger RNA of Pyrus x bretschneideri (Chinese white pear), 769 nucleotides long. RefSeq names its product protein CURVATURE THYLAKOID 1C, chloroplastic. The coding region runs from base 184 to 624 and encodes 146 amino acids. The transcript is spliced from 7 exons. The record is from RefSeq and is a predicted model, not a curated record. Lineage: Eukaryota; Viridiplantae; Streptophyta; Magnoliopsida; Rosales; Rosaceae. Gene Ontology annotation, cellular component: chloroplast thylakoid membrane; thylakoid.
AUUACUAUUUUUGAUAAUAAGAGUUUUGAACUUUAAAAGGCGAAAAUAAAACGAAAAAUUGAGUGGUGCCCAGAGCACUAUCUUUCUCCUUCACAACAAUCUCUUUUGGUCUCUUAUUUCAGUGUGUUCUUAAUCUUCUGAUACACUUCGGACUUCAAAAGUUGUUCGUUCAGGUAGCAUAGCAUGGCUUCCAUCAUUGCAAGCUUGCCUCCACCACUGUUGGUCCAUAGCAGAAAUACAAAUACCAUCCUUUUCAGAGCUCUUCCAAAACUCCCCGUUUCUUCCGUUUCAGAGAGACAGAAUCGUGUUGCUGUUGUGGUGAAGGCUACUGGGGAAAGCUCCGAGUCUUCAACUUCUAUUGUGAAAUCUGUUCAGAAUGUGUGGGAUAAUUCUGAAGAUCGGCCAGCUCUUGUUGCUUUGGGGUUUGCAGCUGUAGUAGGUUUAUGGACAUCAACAAAUUUGAUUACAGCCAUUGACAAGUUGCCGCUUAUCCCAAGUGUGCUAGAAUUUGUCGGAAUACUUUUCUCUUUGUGGUUUAUAUAUCGAUAUCUCCUAUUCAAGCCUGACCGGGAAGAGUUUUUCCAAAUCGUGAACAAAUCAAUAUCCAAUAUCUUGGGCCAGUGAAUUGUUAUUCCAAUUGUUCUGAGAGUGUUUUUAGUUUGAGGAAGGGAUUGGCAGGAACUUAAUAUGUAUUACAGUAGCAAUCAAACUCGUUAUUCCGAGUCAAUCAAGAACCUCAAGUUGGUCUUAAAUCAACGUUUUUGAGAAA